AUGAUCAACGCAUUUCUAGUGUUCAACGGACAGGGCCAGCCUCGUUUGACAAAGUUCUACACGCAGCUUGAAACAAGCAUACAGCAGCGGUUAAUCUCGGAGAUAUUCACACUUGUAAACAAUCGGCCCGCUGGAUCGUGCAACUUCCUACCGCUACCACCCCUGCUCGCCGCAUCGGGGACCUCACAGACCUCCUCGGAGGAGCAGAACGACGUUCCAACCCUCGUGACCUACCGGUCCUAUGCGACCCUGUUUUUCAUCAUCAUAUCGACAUCGACCGAAUCGCCACUUGCCCUGAUCGAUCUCAUCCAAGUCUACGUCGAGGCCCUGGACAAGCUGUUCGAGAAUGUGUGCGAGCUGGACCUCAUAUUCAACUUCGAAAGCCUGCACGCGACACUGUCGGAAAUGAUCAUAGGCGGGGUGGUCAUUGAAACAAAUCUGGACCGCAUAGUAUCUGGUGUCAAGGCACAGGGCACAGUGGCGAAAAGACCGGUUAACGAGGGCCGGAGUACUGGUAUCGGCGCAGGGCUGGGCAUGGGCUCGAAUUUCGCGUGGACCGGACGGUGA
Messenger RNA from Emericellopsis cladophorae, 567 nucleotides. Its product is annotated as AP-3 complex subunit sigma. Lineage: Eukaryota; Fungi; Ascomycota; Sordariomycetes; Hypocreales; Bionectriaceae. Gene Ontology annotation, biological process: vesicle-mediated transport; protein transport. The transcript has 2 exons. The coding region runs from base 1 to 567 and encodes 188 amino acids. The record is from RefSeq and is a predicted model, not a curated record. Gene Ontology annotation, cellular component: intracellular membrane-bounded organelle.